CGAGUAUGGAUGCAGAGAAUUCUUCGUCUACUAGAAUACGAAUAAGCUCUAUUCAAACAUCCCAUCCACCUAUUCAUCUCUCUCACGAUCCUUGGACUUGGUCGUCUCUUUCCUCCCUUUUCAUUUUCUUCUUCUUGCACGUUUUAACUCUCUCUCUCUCUCGAUGAGCCUGAGAUUUUAAUUCUCUCUCCCUCUUUUUUUCUUUCUUUCCUUCUGUUACGAUUUCGAUCGUCGUGGGUUCUACUCAAGUUAAGGACAUUCACCAAAAGAGGGAUCCAUUUUGAUCGUUGAUACUAAGACAAAGCAUUAGAUUCCUAUUUGCAUAACAACUUAGGAUUGUUGGGAGUUCUACAAAUGCUAAAUUUUGGCAGGGCCAGAACUCAGCCAAGGUCCACUAGAUCUAUGCCAUUUGGAGGCAUGGAUUUCGCAGAUCCAAAAAAGAAGAGCAGCUUUGUAGGAAAAAUUAUUUUAGUUGCUGUCCUCACUGUAUCAUGCAUUUUUCUCCUCAAGGGAUCUACAGGUUUUAAUAGUCCAAGCCCGUUCUCCCAUCAUGAGGAUGGGGUUAUGCAUGUCCUAGUAACAGGAGGUGCUGGCUACAUUGGUUCACAUGCUAGCUUGCGGCUUUUGAAGGACUCAUACCGUGUAACUAUAGUGGACAACCUCUCGCGGGGAAACCUGGGUGCUGUGAAAGUUCUCCAAGCAUUAUUUCCAGAACCUGGAAGGCUUCAGUUUAUUUAUGCUGACUUGGGGGAUGCGAAAUCUGUUAAUAAAAUAUUCUCGGAGAAUGCUUUUGAUGCGGUUAUUCAUUUUGCAGCCGUUGCAUAUGUUGGUGAAAGCACCCUUGAUCCACUUAAGUAUUAUCAUAACAUAACAUCAAACACCUUGGUGGUAUUAGAGGCCAUGGCAGCACAUGGUGUGAAGACAUUGAUAUAUUCUAGUACCUGUGCAACAUAUGGGGAACCUGAAAAGAUGCCCAUUACUGAAGGAACUCCGCAGGCCCCCAUUAAUCCAUAUGGAAAGGCUAAAAAGAUGGCAGAAGAUAUCAUCCUCGAUUUUUCUAAGAAGUCAGACAUGGCAAUCAUGAUCCUGAGAUACUUCAAUGUGAUUGGGUCAGAUCCAGAGGGCAGACUAGGUGAAGCUCCUAGGCCUGAACUACGUGAGCACGGACGAAUCUCUGGUGCUUGUUUUGAUGCAGCUCGUAGUAUUAUUCCUGGGCUGAAGGUUAGAGGAAUUGACUAUGAUACUCCUGAUGGCACUUGCAUAAGGGAUUACAUUGAUGUAACUGAUCUGGUUGAUGCUCAUGUGAAAGCUCUUGAAAAGGCACAACCGAAAAAGGUUGGAAUUUACAAUGUUGGAACUGGAAGAGGUAGAUCUGUUAAGGAGUUUGUGGAGGCAUGUAAGAAAGCUACCGGAGUAGAAAUCAAGGUUGAUUACCUACCCCGUCGGCCUGGUGACUACGCCAAAGUUUACAGUGACCCAUCUAAAAUCAGGCAAGAACUGAACUGGACGGCACAGCACACCGAUCUUAAAGAAAGUUUGGAGACUGCCUGGAGAUGGCAAAAGUCACAUCGUGAUGGGUACUGAAUCCAAUCGGCAGCGUCUUACUGAUAGGAUCACACCAUUCCAUAGCGGAAGAUUAAUGGAGAGACCCCAUGCAGUACUGAUUUCGGCCGCAUUCUAUUGCUCUCAUAGAAUGGGGGUAUGAAAUUGAGAAAAUUUUCUUUUAUAGUCUGGCAGUAUGAGAUAGUAGUAGGAUGCAACCCAUUUGUUACAUGUAUCAGUACCAAUAAUAGGUCAACAACUGUCACUGAUUAUUGUCUUCCCCCUCUUACUCCCCUCAUUGGUUGGUGAUAGCCAAUGAUAGGAUGUGAGGUCAUAUUUUGCGCAGAUGGCCCUUCUAAAAUAAAAGAGUAAUGUUAAUAGUA
Molecule: messenger RNA, 1925 nt
Organism: Juglans microcarpa x Juglans regia
Lineage: Eukaryota; Viridiplantae; Streptophyta; Magnoliopsida; Fagales; Juglandaceae
Product: UDP-arabinose 4-epimerase 1-like
Exons: 11
Coding region: 355-1584 (409 amino acids)
Biological process (GO): beta-D-galactose catabolic process via UDP-galactose, Leloir pathway
Cellular component (GO): cytosol
Molecular function (GO): UDP-glucose 4-epimerase activity
Source: RefSeq, a predicted model, not a curated record